UAAUCUCUGAAUCCACAGUGCCUCGAACGAAAUAAGCAUUGCAAUAAAUCUGCAGAACUUAAGGCAGGAGAAGGAGAAGUGAAAACCGAGGAAGCAGGUUAGUGUGAUCUCAACUCAAGCAAAAGUAGAAUAUCAUGGCCUCCAUCUGGGUUGGACACCGAGGGACAAUGAGAGAUUAUCCGGGCUUCAGCCCAUCAGUGGAUGCUGAAGCGAUUCGCAAGGCAAUCAGAGGAAUUGGAACCGACGAGAAGACGCUCAUCAGCAUUCUGACUGAAAGGACAAAUGCCCAGCGGCAGCUGAUUGUUCAGGCCUAUCAAGCAGCAUAUGGAAAGGAGCUGAAAGAUGACUUGAAGGGUGAUCUCUCUGGCCACUUUAAGGAGCUCAUGGUGGCCCUUGUGACUCCUCCAGCCAUGUUUGAUGCGAAGCAACUGAAGAAAUCCAUGAAGGGUGCUGGAACAAGUGAGCAUGCAUUGAUUGAAAUCUUAACCACCAGAACAAGCAGGCAGAUGAAGGAGAUCUCUCAAGCCUACUACACAGUAUAUAAGAAGAGUCUUGGAGAUGACAUUAGUUCUGAAACAUCUGGUGAUUUCCGGAAAGCUCUAUUGACUUUGGCAGAUGGCAGAAGAGAUGAAAGCCUAAAAGUGGAUGAGCAGCUGGCCAAAAAGGAUGCCCAGAUUCUCUACAAUGCUGGGGAGAAUAGAUGGGGCACAGAUGAAGAUAAAUUCACCGAGAUCCUGUGUUUAAGGAGUUUUCCUCAGCUGAAACUGACUUUUGAUGAAUAUAGAAAUAUUAGCCAGAAGGACAUUGAGGACAGCAUAAAAGGAGAAUUGUCUGGGCAUUUUGAAGACUUACUGCUGGCCAUAGUCCAUUGUGCCAGAAACAUGCCUGCCUUUUUAGCCGAAAGACUACAUCAAGCUUUAAAGGGUGCUGGAACUGACGAGUUUACUCUGAACCGAAUAAUGGUUUCCAGAUCAGAAAUUGACCUUUUGGACAUUCGAGCAGAGUUUAAGAAGCAUUAUGGGUAUUCCCUAUAUUCAGCAAUUAAA
Messenger RNA from Hyaena hyaena (striped hyena), 1046 nucleotides. It is a transcript of the gene ANXA3, whose product is annotated as annexin A3. The annotation marks the transcript as partial. The record is from RefSeq and is a predicted model, not a curated record. Gene Ontology annotation, cellular component: cytoplasm. The transcript has 12 exons. Lineage: Eukaryota; Metazoa; Chordata; Mammalia; Carnivora; Hyaenidae. Gene Ontology annotation, molecular function: calcium-dependent phospholipid binding; phospholipase inhibitor activity; calcium ion binding.